Messenger RNA from Aethina tumida (small hive beetle), 892 nucleotides. RefSeq names its product superoxide dismutase [Mn] 1, mitochondrial. The record is from RefSeq and is a predicted model, not a curated record. Gene Ontology annotation, molecular function: metal ion binding; superoxide dismutase activity. Gene Ontology annotation, biological process: superoxide metabolic process. The coding region runs from base 122 to 763 and encodes 213 amino acids. NCBI's taxonomy places the organism in Eukaryota, Metazoa, Arthropoda, Insecta, Coleoptera, Nitidulidae. Gene Ontology annotation, cellular component: mitochondrion. The transcript is spliced from 4 exons.
GACCUUGACUCGCCCACUUGUACCAUUUUGACAGUCAGCCGGCCGCCUGUCAAAAAUCUCGUAAUCACUACUAAAAAACGGUCUUCAUCGUCUUAACAAUCACAUUUACAAACUGCUAACAAUGUUCACCCUAAGACAACUGUCUCAGGCUGUCGCCAGAAAUGCAAGAUCAAAGCACACUUUGCCCGAUCUGCCAUACGAUUACGCGGCCCUGGAGCCGGUCAUUUCGAGGGAGAUAAUGAACCUUCACCACAGCAAACACCACCAGACUUACGUAACGAAUCUGAAUGCCGCUGAAGACAAACUUCGAUCAGCUGUAGAGAAAAAUGACGUCAGUACCGUGAUUUCUUUGCAAGGCGCGUUGAAGUUCAAUGGUGGUGGUCACUUGAACCAUUCCAUCUUCUGGCAAAAUCUGAGUCCCACAUCCACCAAACCCAGCGCCGAUUUGAGCGCCUUGAUCGACAAAUCAUUCGGCAGCUUCGACAAGAUGAAGACCGAUCUUUCCACCGCCACUGUUGCCAUUCAAGGAUCUGGAUGGGGAUGGCUUGGAUAUGAUAAGAAAACAGGUUUGAUUAAGAUCGCAACCUGCGCAAACCAAGAUCCUUUGGAAGCUACAACUGGUUUGGUCCCACUUUUGGGCAUUGAUGUUUGGGAACACGCUUAUUAUUUGCAAUACAAAAAUGUGAGGCCAGACUAUGUUAAGGCCAUUUUUGACAUUAUCAACUGGAAAGAUGUAUCUGAAAGGUUGGCCAAGGCUAAGUAAACAUGCAACCAGUAAUAAAUCACAAAAGCUAACAUAGGUAAAAUGAAAUUUUUCCUGAAAUAUUAAUUUAGUUUGUUCUGUUAUACUCUAUAUUUUUAUUAAACGCCUAGUUGUUUUUACAUUAAAAAA